UUCCCAAAAUACGGCUUCAUUCUGAAGACCAGGAGCAGGAUGAGGACGAGGAUGAUGAUGAAGAGGAGGAGGAGGAGAUGCUCUAUGAAACAGAAGCAGGAGACAGUGACGAGGAAGAGACUGACUGUUUAUCUGAAGAAGAUUUGGGAAAAGAGGAAGGUGACCGAAAACCAGGUUUCAUUCAGAAAGUCACUGCGUUCCUAACAGGCAUGAAAAUCAUAUUUGAAGCCAUCCUGACAAGUGCUGGAAAGGUGGUAGCAACUCUUCUAUUAGGCUUAGCAGGUAUAAUUUUGCCUUCUGUGACUUCUGCAAUCUACUUUUUCACCUUCCUGGGCCUGUGCUCCUGGUGGGCUUGUCAUCGUCCCAUUACCAUGGUCACCUUCAGCAGUUUGUGUGUGAUGAUGGCUAUCUUCAGUGCAGGUCACCUUGCUGCCCUUUACCUGUACCAGUUGCCAUACUUUCAGGACCUAGUUCCUCCUGAUGACAUUUAUGCCAGGCUCCUGGGGAUGGUGGCGCUCAUCAAGACAAACAGCACAGAAACCUGGAAGCUGCAGAUUCAUUCUGGAUUAAGCUGGCCUAUGUUUUUAAAUCCUCUUUUGCUGCUUGUAUUAUAUUAUUCUCUGGUCAUGUUGCUACAGCAGUGGGCUCUGAGUCCUAAGGAAUGUGAAGAGGGUAUCCAGUCGCCACUGGACGAGCAGAGUAAGUUGGAGCUGGACACCAUGCUCUGGAUGGCAAAGAAUGAGAAGAAAAAGGUGGCUUAUUUUUCAAAUGGAAGCUGGCAGGACAUGCCCCUUUUACAGUGUGAACAUGGCAGGAGCCUCACAGCCAGUGCUGACCCCAGUGAAGGACACAGUGCUCCUGUAUCAGAGGAUAGCACCUGCCCUGAAAACCCAGAUGCUGAUGGGGAUGGGACUAGCAGUAUGGCAGUACUGGGGCAGUUCAUUAUGAAUCAAAGUUAUGUCAGUGCACUGAUUGCCAUGAUGGUUUGGAGCAUCACCCACAACAGCUGGCUGACUUUUGUUCUGCUGAUUUGGUCUUGUAUCAUUUGGAUGGUUCGUGACCGGCGUCGUUAUGCCAUGCGUAGCUCUCCGUUCCUUGCCAUCUAUAGCAAUAUCCUGGUGAUCCUCAAUUUCUUUGUAGGAUUCAAUAUUUCACAUGAAGAACUGUUUCCUGAAAUUCCAACCUCUGUGCUCACUGACUUUGAUUUAAAACCAUACUCUUUGCCAUGUGUGCACCUUGGUAUUAAGAUAUUUUAUGCAUUCACGUUCUGGCUAUUGCUAAGGCAGCAUAUGAUCAAAAGACAUAUGGAGGAGAAGCAAGAAACUCUCACAGAAGUGACAGUGGGUGCAAAUGGAAGGGAAAUCCCGCACAAUCCUCUGCUGGAAAUCUUUGGCUCUCUGAUUAAAGGAAUGCUGGUUAAAUACUGGAUCUAUUUCUGCGCUGCCAUGUUUUUCAUUGUCAGUUUCAAUGGCAAAGUAGUGGUCUACAAAAUUCUGUACAUUAUGCUCUUUUUGUUCUGUGUCGCUUUAUAUCAGGUUCACUAUGAGUGGUGGAGACGAAUUCUGAAGUAUUUUUGGCUCACUGUUGUCUCUUAUUCAAUGGUGGUCCUCAUUGCUGUGUAUGCCUACCAGUUUAAAACCAUUUCUGGGUUCUUACUCUUGACUUUGGGACUAUCAGAGGAGGGGUUAAAUGACCUGGGUCUUGAACAGUAUGACACGGUAGAACUGUUUGCUAAGAUUCUGCUUCCUUCCACUUUUCUACUGGCCUGUAUCCUUCAGCUUCAUUACUUUAGUGAGGAUUUUCUGAAGAUCAUUGACUUGAGUAAUAUUCCCAUCAAGCAUGAAUGUACUUCUGGCAGUAAAAAGAAAACUGAAACUCAGGUGUAUCUCCUGGCCGACAUGCUUAAAGAAAAUAUUUGGAAACUGCAAACCAGGCUGGAAGCCAAUGAACUGCAUGGUGAAAAUCAAACCACCUCGGACAAGACAGAGAAUACAACCGCGUAUGAAACCAUGGGAGAGGCUCAGCAGGAGAAAUCAGUGGGAAAGCCUAAUAAAUGGAACCUGGUGAUCGACAAGUUGGCUUCUCUUCUCCUGCAGCUUUUGGAAAAUUUUCAUAAAACUCAGGUGUUAGCCUGGAGAAUCCUAGAGCUGCACAUCCUUAAAAUUGUCUCCACUUGGGUCAUCUGUAUCACUCUCCAGGAGGUAUCUUUGAUGAAUUACCCUCUCUUUGUCCUUUGGGUGUUUGCCCUGCCCUAUCCCAAGCUCCGGCCUCGUGCAUCAAAGAUCUGCACAGUUUGGUCCUGUGUGAUGGUUAUCUGUAAAAUGAUGUACCAGCUGAAAUUCGUCAGGCCACAUAACUACUCCUCAAACUGUAUGCAGAACAGAAGCUACUAUCAUGACAGCCUGGAUGAGCUGUUGCAGAAAUCAGUGUUGUACAUUGCUCCUGUUGAUCCUGCUGAUUGGUGUGGAGGGUUACGGAAGUGCGGUGACAAUGUUUUACCCUGCCUGAAGAACCAUCUCACCAUCUUGGCAUUAAUGAUAAUAGAAGUGACUGUGCAUCACCACCAGCUCUUCUACCGGACUCAAAACCAGCUGACGCCACCUGUUACAGGGAUCAUUUUUGAUACCAUCACCCGAGAGCACCUGGAUGACGGGUUACUCAGCUGUAUCAAAUACUUUAUCAACUACAGUUUCUACAAGUUUGGACUUGAGGUGUGUCUCAUCGUGGCUGUGAAUGUCAUUAAACAUCGUAUGGAUUUCUAUGCCCUUCUCCACGGCUGCUGGGUCAUCUACUUGCUGCACCGCCGCCGAAGGAAAGCAGUGGCUGAGGUCUGGCCGAGAUACUGCUCUUUCCUUGCCAGUGUCAUGACUUUUCAGUAUUUGCUAUGCAUUGGCCUCCCUCCUGCUUUCUGCAAAGAUUAUCUGUGGAGAACCUCUCGCUGGACAAUCCAUUCCAAUCUGAUUAAGUGGCUCUAUCUGCCUGAUUUUGCCAAGAAACCUGAUGCCAGUUUUCUCCUGUAUGACUUCCUGCUUCUGCUUUUUGCCUCCCUGCAAUGGCAGGUAUUCAAAGAUGAGAAUAAGGCUUGUGUGCGAAUAGAGGCAGGAGAUAAUGUGGAGAUCAGCCGUGAAUUAGAUCCAGCUGCUCUCAGCCAGUACAGCCCUGUGCCAAACUUUAUCCACUGCAGGUCCUAUUUGGAUAUGGCUAAAGUGGUUGUGUUUGGCUAUCACUUCUGGUUUGUGCUCUGCCUGAUUUUUAUCACUGGAACCACUCGAAUCAACAUAUUCUGUCUGGGAUAUCUGAUGGCCUGUUUCUACUUUAUGCUCUUUGGAAGCAGUCUCCUUCUAAAGCCAGUCAAGACUAUUCUCAGAUUGUGGGACUAUUUGAUUCUGUACACUGCCUUAGUUAUAGUGAUGAAGAAUCUUCUGGCUAUUGGAGCAUGUGCCUAUCUUGAUAAGUUACUGAGAAACCAUUGCUGGCUAAUACAGACCUUUGGCAUGUUCUGUACUAUACCGGGGUAUGACUUGGCUCUUCCCGAGGAUGAGAAGUGCGAGCUCCCUGAAAAUGAAGCCGGGAUUGUUUGGGAUGCAAUAAGUUUCACUUUCUUGCUGGUCCAGCGGAGAGUCUUUAUGAGCUAUUACUUCCUCUACGUAGUGGCAGAUCUGAAGGCUGCCAAGAUCUUAGCUUCCAGAGGAGCUGAACUGUUUGAAGUGAAGCUGAAAAAAGUUGUGGCACUCAGAUUGGAGGAAGAGAAAAAAUCAUUGCAAGCCAUGAGAAGACAAAUGGAACUAAUCAAACUGAAGCAGAAGAAAUUUGACAAUUUGAAGCAAAAGACACCAAGCCCAGAAGAAACAGCUGUGGAUCAAUCUGCCAAGGAGCAGCAGCUGCUAGAUCCAGAGGAGGGUGGCAAGAAGGAAAACGAGGACAAGAAGAUAUGGUGGCAACCCUGGGUGACCCACACCUCCAUGAUUCGAGCUGGGAGCUACUACCUCUUUGAGACAGACAGUGAAGAAGAAGAGGAACAAGGGCACACAGAAAAGAAGAAGGAAGAAUCACCAAAGAAGAAAACAGCAUUCCAGCUUGCAUAUGAAGCCUGGAUGUCUAGCUCUAAAUCAGCUCUGAGAACAAGAAAACAAGAUGAAACCAGAGAGCAGAGGAAGAAAGAGGAGCAGGAGCAACUGCGACUGGCAGGAGAGGUAAAGCUGGAAUUCCAUGAAGAGAAAGGGGAGAUAUCAGGCACUGAAGAGAAUCCAGAUGAGUCAGAAAGUAUAAUUGAAAGAAUAAUCAACACAAUCAAGUUUACUUGGGUCUUUGUUCAAGCAUUGCUAGAUGAUACUACAGAGGCACUAAACUCACUCUGUAAAAAUAACCUGGACAUAGCAAAUGUACUGAGAAUUGAAAGGUGCAUGCUAUGGCGAGAAAUUAAUAAGGGAAAAGAAGCCUCACCAGACACAAUUCUCCACUAUUACAACCGGAAGAAGAGUCAGCAAGUGCAAGCAAAUCCUUAUGGAGGAAAUAAAAUGAAAGGCACCCAGGAGGAUCAGCAGAUACCCAGGAGGGGAACCCAGCUACCGCAUGAGAGCAGUAUAUCCAGGACACCUGAUGAAGUUGCUGAGGAAAUUAAUGGAGAUGAGGCAGGAGAGAAGAGGGAAGAUGAAGACAGCAUCAAAGAAGCUGCCCCAGAAAUGACCACUCCAUUUCCUUCCUAUGAAACAAAAGAUUACGCUGUUUCCCCAUCAGCUGAGAGGAGCAAAGAAGCAGGCAGGCCAUUAAAUGAAGUUCCUGCUAUCAUGACUGCCAGUGAGCUACUUCUGAACAGGAUGUUUCAUGACAAUGAACUGGAGCAGUCAGACAAGUUUUACCAGAGUCUGCCUCGAUCCCUGAAGUUGGGCUUUGCUUUGUACAAUGCGAUGGUAUCCAAGUCAGAAAUGCUCUGUUAUUUUGUGAUCAUUCUCAACCACAUGGUCUCUGCCUCAGUCCUCACUUUGGUUCUGCCUAUCCUUAUAUUUCUGUGGGCCAUGUUAUCCAUUCCAAGGCCUACUAAAUUCUUCUGGAUGAUGGCUAUCGUUUAUACAGAGAUAACCGUAGUUGUCAAAUAUUUUGCUCAGUUUGGAUUCUUUCCCUGGACCACUAAGUUAUACUGCGGCAUCAAUGCAGAAGAGCCAUUUGUUCUGCCAAAUAUUGUUGGGAUUGAGAAGAAGGAUGGCUAUGUGCAUUUUGAUCUUGUGCAGCUGUUGGCUUUGUUCUUUCACAGGUCUAUCUUGAAGUGCCAUGGACUAUGGGAUUCCAAAAGUGUCAAUGUGUCUGAUACCAAGAAAAGGAGAUUUUCUAGGAGUCCAAAGAACCAGGAGUCCAGAGGUGAUCUGCAGGAAGAUGAGCCUGGAUUGGGGGCAUGGCACCUUUUCAGACAUCACAAUCCCUCGGGGAGCAUCUUCAGAGGAAGGAAGACAGCCUCCGUUAACAGAGGCAAGACUCAGAAGAAGGAAGCCAGGAAGAAAUGGAAGCUUUUUAGAAAGAAUCCCAUCAACAAGAAGAAACUUCUUAAGCAAAAGAUGAAACAACUGAUAUUGAAAGCAAAGAAGCUGGUGAUUAAAAUUGCCCUUCAAAUCUAUCGACCUAUCAGGCAGUUCUUCUACGACAUUAUUCAUCCAGAGUACAGCCCCGUCUGUGACGUCUAUGCACUGAUGUUCCUGGUUGACGUGAUCAAUUUUAUAAUUGUUAUCUUUGGAUACUGGGCUUUUGGUAAACACUCAGCAGCUGCUGACAUAACUGAAUCUCUGUCAGAAGACCAGGUCCCUGAAGCCUUCCUGGUGAUGCUCCUGAUUCAGUUUGGCACUAUGAUAGUGGACCGAGCCAUUUACUUGAGGAAGACUAUGUUUGGAAAGUGUGUAUUCCAGGUUGUCCUUGUCUUUGGCAUUCACUUCUGGAUGUUCUUCAUCUUGCCAGGAGUUACCGAAAGGAGAUUCAACAGAAACCAUGUGGCUCAGCUUUGGUACUUGGUCAAAUGUGUUUAUUUUGGCCUAUCUGCAUAUCAGAUCAAAUGUGGUUAUCCGAAUCGGGUCCUAGGCAACUUUCUGACAAAGAGUUACAAUUUUGUAAACCUUUUCCUAUUCCAAGGGUUUCGUAUGGUGCCUUUCCUUACCGAGCUGAGAGCUGUCAUGGACUGGGUUUGGACUGACACCACACUGAGUCUUUCCAGCUGGAUCUGUGUGGAGGAUUUAUAUGCAAAUGUUUUCAUUAUGAAAUGCCUGAGAGAGUCUGAGAAGAAAUAUCCUCAGCCUUCUGGCCAGAAGAAGAAAAUGAUUGUGAAGUAUGGAAUAGGAGGCUGUAUUGUCUUUAUAUUGGUCUGCAUCGUGUGGUUCCCACUGCUUCUUAUGUCACUGGUUAAAUCUGUGGCAGGAGUAACCAAUCAGCCCCUGGAUGUCUCAGUUACAAUUACCAUUAGUGGUUAUGAGUCAUUAUUCACCAUGAGCGCUCAGCAGCGGAAUCUGAUCCCUUUCUCUCCAGCAGCAUAUAACGAGCUGGCUAAUCAAUAUGCCCUUCACCCGUCUGCCAUGCAGUUUAUAGUGAACUACAGCCCGGAGGACAUUGUCCUUGCUAAAAUAAAGAGCAAUGCCAGCUUGCUGUGGAGCAUCAGUCCCGCCAGCCGAGAGGCCAUGAUGGACGAGCUCUCCAGUUCAACUGCUGUCUACAUCAACUUUCACUGGACAAUUCUCAGGAAUGCUUCUCUGGUGAAGAAUGUGGAAGCGUCUGGCAAGUACACUGUGCGGUACGAAGAGAAGGAGAUAAGAGAACAAAUUGUUCAAAUGCUAAAUGGGACCAGGAAAGAGCCAAUACUGCUUCCCGGCGUGGUACCAAGAUACCUCAGGGCUACUGCUGGAGCAGAAGCUAGAACUGCACAUCGCUUGCAAGUUGCUCAUUCUGAUAAACCACAGGACGUGGACAAAAUGGCUUUCUUCCGAAACAUAACCAUAAAACUACAGCAGCUGGCCCUCAACUCAUCUUCUGGCCAAGUUACUGAGUGGUGGGUUAUUCAAGAGUGGAAUCCUACCUGCUCUGGUAAUGCUUGCAGCAAGAAUAUGGAGCUUAUCAUCUACAAUGACAAAGUCAGCCCUUCCAGUCUGGGAUUCCUGGCAGGCUAUGGCAUCGUUGGACUCUAUAUGUCUGUUGUCCUGGUCAUUGGGAAGUUUAUCCGAGAGUUCUUCAAUGGCAUCUCUCGUUCAAUAAUGUUUGAAGAGCUGCCCAACGUGGACCGCAUCCUGAAACUCUGCAUGGACAUCUUCCUGGUGAGGGAGAUUGGGGAGUUGGAGCUAGAGGAACAACUCUUUGCCAAACUCAUCUUUUUGUACAGAUCUCCUGAAACUAUGAUCAAGUGGACCAGAGAGUCAAAGAAACAAUGACAGGACAAAGGUCUGUUUAGUGAAGAUCAGGCUUAGAAAGCUAUUGUCAUGGGCUGCCUGAGAAGCAAAAUUUAACAUUCAGGAACGAGAGAUGCUACGAGCGUCUCCUCUCCAUUGGCAUAUUUUCACCUGAAGCUUUUCCACAUGUUCCUCACCAGAACGUAUCACGUUUAGGCAGUUAAGUGUACAUUUCAGGUCAGUGACUUCCCUUUGCUCAGCCAGAGAAGACCUAGCAUUGAUCCCCACGGACUUCAUCCCACAAUCAUGGGUGCAAAAAGCUUGGCCCAAGUCCACCUGAUUUUAUCUGCAAAGCAGCUAGAAACUUCCUCACAGCAGGAAGGGUUCUAAUCAGUCUCUGAGCAACUGCAGCAUGGGCCGUUAAUGGCUGAAAGAUCAAUUACAGGGAGGAAAUGUUAAUAGGGCUAAUUUACAAGAGUCCAGGUUCAAAUGUAAGAUUUUAAAGAAACACUUAAAAGGGUGCUCUGACCUGGGUGAUGAGGCUUCCAGUGCUCAUUGGACAAAAUGCACAGACUCAAGAUGUGCAAAUAUUCCAGUUUAGAACAUAAAAACAAAUCUUUCAAAGACAAAAUAAUAGAACAGAAUGGGGCACUUGCAUAAUCAGAGCAAGAUCUCUCUAGCUAGGCCUAAGGUCCCUUCGAUUCUUAAGAGGUCUCUACCACAGCCUUUACCCAACUAAUAUUCUACUUUUUGGCUGGAGAGGUUUCCCAGCUUGCUCUGCUUUUAAGUGGGUACUCGCUCCUUCCAAGUGAAGAGUUCAUCCACUUUUUCCUCACUGCAGAAUCACUGAAAAAUGGGUUGGAAGCAGAGAACAGGCGUAUUGGGCAGUGUUUUGUUAGGUUAAAAUAGGUGGGUUACCUGAAUGGCAUCCAGGAUAGUACCCCAGCAUAGGGACAAGGGGAUGGAGUAGGACAGUUCUUUUACAAAUAAAAAUGUCUGAGGCGGCAGCAUGUAUCCAGUGGACGGAGCAUCAGGAGCCCCUGGAUUUCUAUUUCCAGUUCUGCCAGGCUGUGAAACUCUGGGAAAGUCACUUCGCUCCUUAGUGCCUGGUUCCCCACCCAUCCCAUCUGUUUAGACUAGAAACUCCUCAGGAUAGGGUCUGUCUCUCACUAUGUGUGCACGCAGCAUGGGCCCUUAAUCUCUGUUCAGUGAAUCGAGUGAGAGAAUUUGGUAUUCUCAUUCUAGCCAUUAGCGGAAGCUCCUCUGCAUUGCAAAGCCACCUAGUCAUUCAGCACAAGUGGCAGCAGCUCCUUGGAGGAAAAGGGGGCUGUCGGUCUGAUUUGAAGUGCAGCAGUAGUGCUGGGCGUGAGAACUUACACUGCGCAGUCCAGUCAGACUCAUUUUAGGAGCACCCAGUAUUUUCAGAAAUGUAAAUAACGCC
Molecule: messenger RNA, 8796 nt
Organism: Chelonoidis abingdonii (Abingdon island giant tortoise)
Lineage: Eukaryota; Metazoa; Chordata; Testudines; Testudinidae
Source: RefSeq, a predicted model, not a curated record